UCGGACGGGUCUGAGCUCCCGGAGCUGGGCGGGGCGCAGCCCAUGUGGUUGGGGCGGGAGGCUCCGGGACCUGGCCAGCUGCCUGCCUGCCUGCCCGGGAGAGCCUGGCGCGAGCCAGCUGCCCUGCUCGCCGCGCGCUGCUUGGCGCCAUCAUCCAACCUUGCCCCGGCGCCCCGACCUGACGCCGCCCUGCUUCGUCGCCCUCCUUUCUCUCCCAGGUGCUGGACCAGGGAUUGAGCGUCCCCCGGAGAGGGUCCGGUGUGACCCCGACAAGAAGCAGAAAUGGGGAAGAAACUGGAUCUUUCCAAGCUCACUGAUGAAGAGGCCCAGCAUGUCUUGGAAGUUGUUCAACGAGACUUUGACCUACGAAGGAAAGAAGAGGAAAGACUAGAGGGGCUGAAGGGCAAGAUUAAGAAGGAAAGCUCCAAGAGGGAGCUGCUUUCCGACACUGCCCAUCUGAACGAGACCCACUGUGCCCACUGCCUGCAGCCCUAUCGGCUGCUUGUGAACAGCAAAAGGCAGUGUCUGGAAUGUGGCCUCUUCACCUGCAAAAGCUGUGGCUGCAUAGACCCAGAGGAGCAGGCCUGGCUCUGUGACCCCUGCCAUCUGGCCAGAGUUGUGAAGAUCGGCUCACUGGAGUGGUACUAUGAGCAUGUGAAAGCCCGCUUCAAGAGGUUCGGAAGUGCCAAAGUGAUCCGGUCCCUCCGUGGGCGGCUGCAGAGUGGAGCUGGGCCUGAGCCAAUUUCUGAAGAGAGAAGUGGAGACAGCGAGCAGACGGAUGAGGAUGGAGAACAGGACUCAGAAGCCCAGGUCCAGCCCUUUGGCAGCAAAAAAAAGCGCCUCCUCUCCAUCCACGAGUUCGACUUCGAGGGAGACUCAGAUGAUUCCAGUCAGCCUCAAGGUCACUCCCUGCACCUGCCCUCAGUCCCAGCGACCAUGGACAGCCUGCAGUCCCUCACAGAUGAGUCCUGCUCAGAGAAGGCAGUCCCCCAGAAGGCUGAGGGCCUGGAGGAGGCUGACGCUGGGGCCUCUGGGUGCCAUUCCCGUCCAGAAGAGCAGCCGGCAUGCAUCUCGCCUUCUGGACACAGCGUCCUCGCUGAGCUCUCCCUGCCUGGAGGCUCCCACGGGCUGGCCCUGGGGACUGCUGCUGCACUAGGGCCAAAUGUCAUCAGGAAGGAGCAGCUGCCCCCGCAGUACUUGGCCGACGUGGAUACCUCCGACGAGGAAAGCAUCUGGGCUCCCAUGGCGACCUCCCGUCAUUCCAAGCGGAGAGGCCGGGCGUCCUCUGACAGUCAGAUCUUUGAGCUGAAUAAGCGUAUUUCAGCUGUGGAACGCCUGCUGACCCACCUGGAGAACACAGUUGUGCCUCCCUUGGCCAAGGGUGUAGGUGCUGGAGUGCCCACGGAGGCCGACGUGGAGGAGGAGACCCUGAGGAGGAAGCUCGAGGAGCUGACCAGCAACGUCAGUGACGAGGGGGCCUCGUCCGAGGAAGAGGAGAUCAAGGAUGAAAAGGCAGAGCCUGACAGGGGCACCUCAGUUGGGACCCUCCGCCACGCAGACUCAGAGGUGGGCACGGCUGCCAAUCAAACCAACAGACAGGAAAAGGGCCGUCAGGGCCCCGAGGACCCCAUCCAGCACAGCAGGACCACAGAUGAGGAGCUGUCGGAGCUGGAGGACAGAGUGGCAGUGACAGCCUCAGAAGUCCGGCAGGCAGAGAGCGAGGUUUCAGACAUUGAAUCCAGGAUUGCAGCCCUGAGGGCCGCCGGGCUCACAGUGAAGCCCUCGGGAAAACCCCGGAGGAGGUCAAACCUCCCGAUAUUUCUCCCUCGAGUGGCUGGGAAAGUUGGCAAGAGACCAGAGGAUCCAAAUGGAGACCCUUCGAAUGAGGCCAAGGCAACGGCUGUGCCCUAUCUUCUAAGAAGAAAGUUCAGUAACUCCCUGAAAAGUCAAGGCAAAGGUGAUGAUUCUUUUGAUCGGAAAUCAGUAUACCGAGGCUCCCUGACACAGAGGAACCCCAACGGGAGGAAAGGGAUGGCCAGCCACACCUUCGCGAAACCUGUGGUGGCGCACCAGCCCUAAAAGGAGACAGGACAGAGUGACAGAGCGGCCCUGCACUCUCAUCCCUCCACAACGGCCCUCCUGUCCCUCAUUGGCUCUGUGCUUUCCACUGUACACAGUCACCAUCCCAGUGAGAAACAAGAAGAAGCACCCCUCCACGUGGACUCCCACCUGCAAGAGGACAGCAGCAGUCAGUCCUGCAUGCUCACCUGGAUUUACUGAUGACUCCUGGCUGCCCCACCAGCCUCUUCUGAUCUGUGAGAAACAUCUGAGCUGCUGUGACUUCCCUUUAGGACAAUGUUGUGUAAACCUUUGAAGGACACACAGAAGACCGUUUUACUGUGAUCUUUUACCCUUUUCACUCUUAGCUUUCUUUUGUUGCUUUCAUAAAUGAAUGGAAAAAAGAUGACUCAUUGAAGGCA
This is a messenger RNA of Sapajus apella (tufted capuchin), 2480 nucleotides long. It is a transcript of the gene MLPH, whose product is annotated as melanophilin. The transcript is spliced from 16 exons. Bases 283 to 2079 code for a protein of 598 amino acids. Gene Ontology annotation, biological process: intracellular protein transport. Gene Ontology annotation, molecular function: actin binding; small GTPase binding; myosin binding. The record is from RefSeq and is a predicted model, not a curated record. Gene Ontology annotation, cellular component: cortical actin cytoskeleton. NCBI's taxonomy places the organism in Eukaryota, Metazoa, Chordata, Mammalia, Primates, Cebidae.